AUGAGUCAAGUGCGUCUGCUUCUCCUCCAAAGCUCCUCACUCGCGGCGCCGUGCCCCUCUGCUGUAGCUCCCUCUUGCUCACCUUUCCGUACUUUGUGUGCCACUCCUAACUCGGGCUGCUGCUAACUUGGGCUGCUGCUAAUUCGGGCUGCCGCUAAUCACCUAAGACUGAUUGCCCUACUUAUCCUUGCCUGACGCGGGAAAUAUUCUUAACCAUCUCGGCAAGAACAGGGUGCUGCAGAAUCCUCGGCCCGCGAAUCAUGCGUGUCCAUCUGACCUAGCCGGCAGCCACAAUGAGAGUCAUCGGCCGACCAACAGAAGAGAGAUCAGUACAAUCAUCAACCUUAUCAUCAGCCAUAGUCCAAGUUCGCAGAUUAAUUAGCAGGCCUAGGCUCUACGCAGCUCGACCUACUAAUUACUCACCACCUCAUUUAGGAAACAUCGCGCUUCGGCGGAACCUAGCGGCGCUCGUGGUUCUGAGCUUGCUGACGUGGAGUUUUCCGCCCGCCACGUGUUUUAACGAGUUCGGGCUGCUCGAUUCUGAGUCAGCGCCUUCGUCCGAAGUCCACGGCGCAGUCAACGGCGCAGUCAGCGGCGCAAUCAGCGGGGUCGAUCCUAACCAAAGCGGCAGCGACACCACCGAUUAUUCUCCCUCUUAUUACGACGACUAUGACCCAGCCGAUACCACUGACGGGCUGGCUGGUAGUAGAGUUGCCAGCCGAGCCGUCGCUGCGGCUGCGAUCCCGUCAGCGACAGAUGACAGUCUCACGGCGUCGCUCGGUUUGUCGCACGACGCCGUGUCUCGCCUUGCGACGUCCGCUUCUGAUCGCGCCGGUGAGCCGUUCAAACUGCGACCAGACCUUACCGUAGAAAGCGGCGGCGACGGAAACGGUGACGGAAACAGCGACGGAGCGAAUCCGUCGAAGGAGGACGGAGCCGCGGGUAGCGGCAGGGAUGACGGCGGGGAUGGCGCCGGGGAUGGCGCCGGGAAUGACGGCGGGGGAAGCGCAGAGAAGGAUUCGAGCCCGCCUGACGCGGAUGGCGGAACCGGCGACUACGGUGACCUGAGUACCGACGGUGAUAGUAGUAGCAGUGGUGACGGAACCACCGCCAGUGGCGUCGAUAGUGGUAUCGUCCCCCCCCCGUCUCUCCCCGCCACCUUCCCCCAGCCCGCCCCCUCCGCAACUGUCGCCUCCGCCCCCUUCCCCCUCCAAACCCCCUCCCACAAAAUCUCCUUCCCCUCCUCCGCCGAAAUCAGCUCCGCCGCCGCCGAAGUCCCCCCCCCCACCUCUCCGCCGAAUCCCCCCCCGCCGUCGCCUCCGCGAACUCCUCCGGCUUCCGCUGCUUCCGCGCUGUCAUGGGGCGGGUUCAAGGUGCGCGAUAGUAGUGGCGUCUCAAGCGGAAAUAGCAGCAAUUCGAGCACGAAGGCAAGUGGCAGCAACGGCAAACCAAGUAACGGCACCAGCAACAGCAGUGGCAGCAGCGGCAGCAACGGCAGCAGUGGCAGCAGCGGCAGCAGUGGCAGCAGCGGCAGCAGCGGCAGCAGUGGCAGCAGCGGCAGCAGCGGCAGCAGCGGCAGCAGCGGCAGCAGCGGCAGCAGCGGCAGCAGCGGCAGCAGCGGCAGCAGCGGCAGCAGCGGCAGCAGCAGCAGCAGCGGCAGUUGGGGGGGGUCGAACCGUAGCACAUCAACAUCGCUGCUCUCAUCAGGGUCGGGCUUUAAGGGCCGUAAUGGCAGUAGCAGCGGCAGUAGCAGCGCCAGCAGCCCCAGCGGCAGCAAUAAUAGCAGUACCAGCAGCAGCAUCAAGGGCAGCAGCAGCAGCAGCGGCAGCAGCAGCAACGCAACCACCUCACCCGGCGGCCAGGCCCUUCAUACCGCCAGCCCGCAUUCCCCGCCGCCUUCGUCAGCUCUGACAUCCAUGACGCCUCGCAACCCGCCUAGCAGCAGCAGCAGCGGGGGGGGAGGCAGUAGUGGCAGUGGAAAUGGCACAGGUGCUAGUGGGAGCACCGGUGGGGGUGGGAGUUUUAAGAGCGUCCCGCCUUGGUCUUCUGGAGGGAAUGGGUUCAAGCCGAAGGCGGGUAGCAGUAACAGUAGUGGUAGCAGUAACAGUAGCAGUGGUAACAGUAACAGUGGUGGUAACAGUAACACUAGCAGUGGUGGCGCUAGUAGUGGGAGCGGCAGUGGCAACUCAACAGGAGUGCUUAUUACCAAACGGCCCAUUACCCCUCGAGUCAACAGCAGCAGUGGGAGUAGCAGCAACAACAGCGGCAACAGCAGCAGCGACAACAGCAGCAGCGGAAACAGCAGUGGGAGUGGCAACAGUACCUUCUCUGGUACCCGUCCCAUGACAAGAAGAAACAGCACCAGGAGUAGCAACAGCAGCAGCAGCAGCAGCAAUAGCAGCAGUACAGGAUCGACUUACAAGGGUACAGCCUUCAAACUCAAUUUGAAAAACAGCGGUUCCAACAGCAGCACUGGCAGCAGCAGCAGCAGCAGCAGCAGUAACAGCAGCGUCCGCUUCCCACCAUCCACCGGAUUUGCAGCAGGCCUUUCCAGCACUUACAGCAGCAGCAGCAGCAGCGGUACAGAAGAGAGGCGGAAUGGAGAUGAAAGUAGAGCGGGGAGUGCGGAUGGUGGCGGGUCGACUUUUAGGAGGAGACAGAGCGUUCCCACGGCCAAUGCAGGGACUUACAACAUCAAAUUCGGUACCGGUGGUUAUGGUGGCAGCGGCGGCAGCAGGAGUAGAAGGAACAAUGCUGCUGUUGCUGCUGCUGCUGCUGCUGCUGCUGCUACUUUCGAUUUUGAAGUGAGUGCUGAUGCUGAUGCUGAUGCUGAUGAGGGAGAUGUGGGCGGGUACGAUAUUGAUGGUGAUUAUAGCGAGGGUAGUGAGAGCACGGAGGAGGAGCAGGAUGCUGGCCGGAGCAGGGAUGGGAAGGGAGGCAGCACGGGUGGAGGCAUCAGUGAGAACGCACGGCUGCAUGUGAAUCACGGUGCUACUGCCAUUGCUGCUGCUGCUGCUACUGCUACUGCCGCCACUGCUGCUGAUGCUGGUGGUGGGGAGUAUGGCACUGUGGGUGGUGGUCAGCCCUCCUCCCCUCUCUCCUCCCAGUCCUCCUCCCCUCUCUCCUCCCAGCCCUCCCCCGCUCUCUCCUCCCAGCCCUCCCCCGCUCUCUCCUCCCAGGCCUCCUCCCAGCCCUCCACCCCGCACUCCUCCCUGGACUCUCCAACUACAGCCGCCUUGUCUCCCCGCCCUAACCUCUGGUGGCAGGUGCUGCUAGACGCGGGGGAAAGCUAUGGGGGGGCAGGGCUAGGAAUGGGGUACUCUGACGGGGGAGGGGGAGGCGGAGGGGGAGGCGGAGAGGGGGAAGAGGGGGCUGGGGGGAAGAAGGCAGGGGUGGAGGAGGCGUCGGUUGACUAUAGCGAUAGUGACUAUCAGGGGUUCGAUUGGAGCGGUAUUGACGGUGGUGGUAGUGGUGGUGGUUCAGCUGCUGCUGCUGCUGCUGAUGGUGCUGGUGCUGAUGGUGAUGGUGGUGAUGUAAGUGACAGUGAGGAAAGUGACUAUGAGGGGUUUGAUUGGAGCAGCACGCAUGAUGGAGGAGGGGCGGAUGUGACUGUAGGCAGCGGCAAUGGUGGUGACACUGGGGGUAGUGGUGAUAGUAAUGAUGGUGCUGCCAGUGACGAUGGUGGAGGAGGGGUCAAUGAAGCAUCGGACGACUAUGAGGGGUUCAAUCUGGAUGGAGGGGGGGAUGAUUCCAGUGAUUCCAGUGAUUCCAGCGAUCCCCAGCAAGGGAACGGUAGUGCCACAAAUAGCACUGUUGCUGGCAGUGGAGCUGCUGAUAGUGACAGUGGUGCGGGUGGGGUCACUGGCAGUAGCGACUACGCCGCAGCUGAUGCUGCUGCUGAUGGUGAUGCUGAUGGCACCACCACCGCCGCCGACAGCGAUGUCAACGGCGGCAGUUCGGAUAACACGAGCGGCGACGGCGAGUACAGCGAGUCACAGGGGGAGCAAGACGACGGCAGCAUCGACGCUCUGGACUACCUCCACGUCAGAGACGGCGGUGCCACGGACGCAUUGGGCCUCCGAGCCACCUUCACGCCUCAGCCCAGCAGCAGCAGCAGCAGCAGCGGCAGCAGCAGCAGCGGCAGCAGCCGUGGCGGCCAGGACUCUCGCACGGACCCCUCUCGCAUGAAAUCCCACCGAGGCUCGCCCUCCCCCUCUUCCCCCUCACCCCCCGGGUCUUCUUCCUCCUCCAACAUGUGGCCUUCUACCUCCCCCUCCCCCUCCUCCUCCUCCCCCUCGUCGCCUUCUGACGGCAAGUCCGGGUUUAAGGGCCGACAGAAGUCCAAAGGAGGAGGAGGAGGAGGAGGAAACUCCGCCUCUCCACCCUCUAGAGACUCUGGCUCGGGCGUGUCCCGUACCGCCCCUGCCGCCCCUACCGGCCCUGGUUUCCAGAAUAAGGCGCCUAAGCCUGCUGUGGGGGGAGGCGGGGGAGGGAGCGGGGGCGGCAGCAGGGGGGGCAGUGGUAGCAGCGGGGGUGGGGGGAAAGGGGGAGGGGAGGACGGGAGUGUGGGGCAGCUGCACCUGCUGUCACGGAACGAGACGAGGGCGAGGUGUCUGGAUGGCAGUGCUGCGGGCUACUACCUGCGCAGAGGGUUCGGCUCAGGGGCCAACAAAUGGAUUCUCUUCCUAGAGGGGGGAGGGUGGUGUUUCAACCCCAAGCAAUGCACUGCGAGGGCCAAAGGACCGCUUGGGAGCUCAAGGCAAUGGGCUUCCACACAUCCACUCAACUACGGCGGGGUAGCGAGCACGGACAGCAGCGCCAACCCUGCUUUCUUCAACUGGAACUUCGUCCUUCUCAAGUACUGCGACGGGGGCUCCUUCGCCGGCUCCGCCUUCGGCCGCCCUGCCAAGCCUGACGCUGAUGAUGAGGCGGGGGAGGGUGGGGGGGAUAAGGGUGGGGUGGCGGGGGGAGGGGACACGGGGGAUCUGCGCACGCUGUUCUAUAUGGGGCACUGGAACCUGCAGGCGAUUCUGCAAGACCUGCUAGCAAGGCGCGGGCUGAAGCACGGCACGGACGUGCUGAUGGGCGGGUGCAGCGCGGGCGCCGUGGCGGUGUCCAUGGUGUGCGACCCUGUGGCGGCUUGGCUUGCGCGCUUCCGCAUCCGCACCAAGUGCUUCAUGGACGCGGGGGUGUUUCCAGACGUGGUGGACUACUACGGGCAGCGGUCGCUGCGGCACAAGGUGCAGCGCAUGGCGGGCGCGCAUAACAUCAACCGCGCCGGCAUCAGCACCCCCUGCAAGCGCUCUCUAGCGAGCAGCAAGGACGCGUGGCGGUGUUUCUUCCCCGAGUACAACCUCAACUUUGUGCGCACGCCCAUGUUCCUCGUCAACUCUCUCCUCGACUACAAGGCCGUCGCCGUCUCCCUCGCCCCGCGCAGCAAGUCCCGCUCCAACCCGCUCCUCCGCUGCAUGCGCUCCCCCCGCUUCUCCUCCUGCUCGGCCUCCCAGCUCCGGCUGCUGCGCGCCUUUUCCCACCGGGUGAACAGUACGAUCUAUGGCAUAGUGCGCAGCAGGGCGGCGGCAAAGGUGCCGUUCCGGGCGUUUACAUUCAGCGCGUCAACGCAUUGUGUGGUGGGGAGUAAGUACUGGAGUAGCCUGAGGAUGGGGAUGAGGGAGGGCGGGGAGGGGGAGGCAAGUGUGCGGGACAUGAAGGAUGUGGUAGGGGGAGGGGGAGGUGGAGGGGAGGGAGUCGGUGGAGGUGGUGGUGGUGAUGUGAGCAGCAGUAUCAGCAGCAGCAGUGGCAGUGGUGGCAGAAGUAAGGGGAGGAGGGAGGAGGGUACUUUGGAAGGGAGUUUCACAGACUGGUACUUCUCUUGAACCUCACAUCACAUGGGCUCUGUUUGGCAAAUUGGCAUCGGCAUGGGCCCUGGAUUAACCUGCAGAGUGUCAGGUGUCAGGUACACAGAGUGCAGAGUGGAACUGGAACCACCUGCUCUAUCAGCGUCAAGACUCAAGAGUCCAGACCAGAAUCCACACCGGUAGUGCUUAUUAACCUGAGCACUCAUACCAUAUGAUGAGGCAUCCAGUCCAGACCAGCUUGGCAACAGCACCCUAGCACAGACCAGCCUGCUACUUGACUGUCUCGGAUCAGUACAUACAUACACCGCACCUGCAUACAAGGCACCAGCAAGCACCCUCUCUGCUCACUCACUCGCUCACUCCAAUUCCCCCUUGCAUACACUUGUACUAACUGAUUAACUACUUGUGGUGCCACUAGUGGAACUCCUGACCGGAUGUGCUGGCGAUGUUUGUUUUCAUAUGCAGACUCACUAAACCAGUAUUCACAAC
Messenger RNA from Closterium sp. NIES-67, 6347 nucleotides. The record is from the annotation of a GenBank genome assembly. NCBI's taxonomy places the organism in Eukaryota, Viridiplantae, Streptophyta, Zygnematophyceae, Desmidiales, Closteriaceae.